UCCCACCUGCGGGGCGUUCUGUGUGCCUAGCACCCUGGAACUUUACACAGGGUUCCUCUCCCCUCUCCCAGCCCCCCUCUGCUAGGUACAUUGCCUGGUGGGGGGCUAGAGGAAAUGAAUCUGCUCCUUGGAUGAACACCUCACAGCACUGGCAGCAAACCUGCAGAGACAUGGCAUCAUGGCUCUGGAGAAAGCUUCUCAGCAAGAAGCAGUCGGUGGUGGCUUUCUGUCUUGCGAUGACUCUGUAUGUCAUGGCCGUCACCCACUUUCCCACCGAUCCUCCAGCCUCUGGCACUGAUAGUGAUUCCAGAAAGCCCGACGAGGAAUCGGACACUCCUGACCCCUGCCUUGUUCAGGUUCUGAGCGCUAGCCGGAGGCAGCAUAUAAGAAGAAACCUUGGGUCCCGGAGAGGCCGGACUUUGCCUAGAGAUUCCGUCCUGCUUUGUUCCAAGAAGCCAGGGAGAGCGGACACGCGCCAACGGUCCCUGGGCGGGGACACCAAGCAUCCAGGGAGAGCCAAGAGAGACCUGAGACUCAGGGUCCACCAUCUUGGGCUCCUGAAGGAGGUCAGAGAGCCAGGCUAUGGUGGCUCCAGCCGGGUGAUGGCCACGGGUGACCUGGUCACCCGUGAUCAGGAAGGAAGUGACCAGCCAGCCCCCCACGUUGGACAGAUCUCCGGGCCUCUUGCAUCGGAAGGCAAGGAGAGAGUCUACACUGCUCGGGGCCCCCAGCAAUGGCCUGCUUCUUUUGGGGACCUCCAGACUUCUGAGUGGUGUGAGGCUGAGAGUUCUGGCCUAUGGGCCAGCCCAGGGCCUGGGGGGGCCCUCCCCCCAUGGUUCAGCCAGGAGGACUCCAACACGCUCCAGCUCUUGUCCCAUGGGGAGCUGGUGGACAAAGCCAGAGUCCCCGCCCACGGGCAGGUGCUCCAGGUGGGCCUCUGGCUGCCAGGAGCCUAUCAGGACACACCUCCCCGCGUGCUCAGCCAAUGGUGUUCUUCAGGGCUCUGUGGGCUGAUCAAAAGGCCGGGGGACCUGCUGGAGGUGCUGGCCUUCCACGUGGACCGAGUCCUGGGCCUGCGCCGGAGCCUGCCCGCCGUGGCCCGCCGCUUCCACAGCCCCCUCCUGCCCUACCGCUACACGGACGGCCAGGCCAGGCCGCUCAUCUGGUGGGCGUCCGAUGUCCUGCAUUUGGGUGACCCAGAUGAAGAUCAGAACUCGCUGGCCUUGGGCUGGCUGCAGUACCAGGCGCUGCUGGCCCACGGCUGCCAUGGGGCAGGCCGGCCCCCCUGCCUGGGCAUUCGCCGGACCGAAUGGGCCCGCCUCGCCCUCUUUGACUUCCUGUUACAGGUUCAUGACCGCCUGGAUCGUUACUGCUGUGGCUUCGAACCUGAGCCAACAGAGCCCUGUGUAGAAGAGAGGCUCCGAGAAAAAUGUCGGAACCCUGCUGAACUGCAGCUGGUCCACAUCCUGGUUCGCAGUAGUGAUCCAUCUCAUCUAGUCUACAUCGACAAUGCCGGCAAUCUCCAACAACCAGAGGACAAGCUCAACUUCCGGCUGCUGGAGGGCAUAGAUGGGUUUCCUGCGUCUGCAGUGAAGGUUCUAGAAUCUGGGUGUCUAGAGAAUCUGCUACUCAAGUCCUUGAGGAUGGAUCCAGUGUUCUGGGAGAGCCAAGGCGGGGCCCCGGGGCUGAAACAGGUCCUGCAGACCCUGAGUCGGAGGGGCCACAUCUUACUGGCGCACAUCCGGAAGUACAACCUCACUCUCUUUGGGGAUGAGGACCCACCACGCGGGUGGACACCUGACACAUCACUCUGAGCCUCCACACACAUUUCUAUGAGGUCCUCCCACGGCUCAUGAGGACCAACAGGAAAAGCCAGAAGCCUUGUGGGUUCCAGCUUGGUUGGCUGUUAACUCCAGGGCACCAAGAACUCUCUUCAAGAAUGUUCUGUG
This is a messenger RNA of Dipodomys ordii (Ord's kangaroo rat), 1949 nucleotides long. It is a transcript of the gene Gask1a, whose product is annotated as family with sequence similarity 198, member A. Gene Ontology annotation, cellular component: Golgi apparatus. The record is from RefSeq and is a predicted model, not a curated record. Bases 132 to 1814 code for a protein of 560 amino acids. NCBI's taxonomy places the organism in Eukaryota, Metazoa, Chordata, Mammalia, Rodentia, Heteromyidae. The transcript has 5 exons.